Suillus paluster is the source of this 354-nucleotide messenger RNA. RefSeq lists its product as uncharacterized. NCBI's taxonomy places the organism in Eukaryota, Fungi, Basidiomycota, Agaricomycetes, Boletales, Suillaceae. The record is from RefSeq and is a predicted model, not a curated record. The transcript has 2 exons. The annotation marks the transcript as partial.
UCAAGCACUAAACUUGGAGAAGAUUUUCUACAUGUCCUAAAACUCACUGUGGACAGAGAAAAUUGGAUGACCUAUAAGGAUAGGUUGUCAUGGUCUGUAGAUGCUCGUGGGUUUCUUGGUCACCUUAAAGGGACCGAGAAGAAACCAGUUGAUCCCUUGACGUUGUCAGGAAGAGGAGCAUUAGAGCUCGCAGCCUAUAAGGUCACAUUGAAGGAAUGGCACAUGGGCAAAGCUAUCAUGAAGCAGCAAAUCGAUAGCAUAAUCCCUGAUUCCCUGUUUAUACAAGUUAAGAACUGGGUGACAGCAGGGGAAAUCCACUUGGAGAAGCAUUCUCGAGUUGUGUCUGUCAAGCUA